AUGAGCUAUGCGGGUCUAGACGAAAACGGUGCGACCUCCAUCCGGGCAGAAAUCAAGCUUCGCAUACCGCGGAUCAACGAAGUCUCGCAUGUCCGGGAGGCGCGGAGGCUCCUGCGACAGGAGCUUGGAGGUUGUGAGGCACUGCGGGCGGAAUUGGUGAACGCUGGCUUCGUGGAGGAUGGCUCAGGAGAGCUCACGGGGGGACUGAGUCCCUUGAACGUCUUCGCUCGCGCAGCGCGAGGGCUUCUGAAGCAGCCGAACAUGGAGCGCGAGCAAGAGGCCCUGGGAGACUUCAAGAAGAAGUUCCUCGUCUGCUGCAAUCGGCCUGAGAAUGACUUGCACUGGGAUUCUGAAGAUCCGCAAUGGGUCAGACGAGCUUCCAUGUCAAGACGGCAUCGGUUUCUCACGACCAAGGACGUGCGCUGGCAGUGGUUCAAUCCGCUUGUAUUCGGGAUGGUCUGCGAAAUUGGAGAAGGAUGCGAUGUUCGCGAAGCUCUUCAGGAAGCAGAGCAGAUGAAAUCUGCUGCUCUCCACUUUGCGAAGCAUUGCCCGGGCUGGCCAAGAGAUGCGAAAGAUGUCGGCCUCUAUGUGAACAUCUUCGGCCACAACAACGUCAAUUCACUGUUCAUACACAUCCUUGACCUGACUGUCACCGGACCAAGCUUCGCUGCUUCUCGGUUGACCGAAGUGACACUGCCGGCGCGUGUCUUGCUGCCUCGCACUUUGCAUCUGCUUGCCGUGACAGGCAACCCUUCGUCAAGCCAGCACAAUCAACACCACCCAGCAAGCCCAAGCCCUUAA
Symbiodinium necroappetens is the source of this 801-nucleotide messenger RNA. The record is from the annotation of a GenBank genome assembly. Lineage: Eukaryota; Dinophyceae; Suessiales; Symbiodiniaceae.